Arvicola amphibius (Eurasian water vole) is the source of this 3343-nucleotide messenger RNA. RefSeq names its product poly(rC) binding protein 2 (gene Pcbp2). The coding region runs from base 1768 to 2829 and encodes 353 amino acids. Lineage: Eukaryota; Metazoa; Chordata; Mammalia; Rodentia; Cricetidae. Gene Ontology annotation, molecular function: single-stranded DNA binding; mRNA binding. The record is from RefSeq and is a predicted model, not a curated record. The transcript is spliced from 14 exons. Gene Ontology annotation, biological process: regulation of RNA metabolic process; regulation of gene expression. Gene Ontology annotation, cellular component: nucleus; cytoplasm; nucleoplasm.
CCCAGUUACCAAGUUACUCUGACGUUCUCUCGGGUAACGAAUUUUGAAAUUAUAAAAUGCCUGCCGCUAUAAACCAGACCGAGCUAUUUAUAGAGGGGUAUUGACUGCAGGAUUAACAGCUGGAUUCCCGGGAUGGGGUACACUAAGGUUGACCUACUCAGGAGAGGAAGCGACAGGUUUCUCAGAGGGCUUGGAGUUUUAAAAAAAAACGCAUCUUCGUGUUCUACUUACAUGGUUUUGGAGAUAAAUUUUUGCUGUUCUUGUCUCUUUGAACUUGUAUUACUGUAUUUUUAAAAUGAUUAAUCAUUUGAGUAGGGAUACGGAAUUAAAGCUAUCAGGUUUAUAUCGUAUAUUGGGGGGAGAAAAAUGAGUUGUACAGACCUAAUUAAUAAGCAUUGUUUUUCCGUGAGAGGUUGACUUGUGAGGUCUGUGACAACAAGUAACUUUUCUGUAAGUAGGGGUCUGCUGUACUUUGGAAUGCAUUUAUAUAAUUACUUAUCACCCUGAAGUAAUCAGAAGACCUUUACCAUACGCAGAGUGGUGUAGCAGCCACCUUUUUAAGUGCUUUAAAAAUGUCUAAGGCUUGGAUUUGGGGUGCAGAGGCAGAUUGGUCUUCGAGUUUGGAGGCCAGCCUGGUGUUACUAGCCUGUUCCAUUCUGUCCUGAGCUCCAUAGUGAGACUCUGUCUCAAAAAACAAAAACCAAAACAAAACCAAAAACUUAAGGAUGUGGGGAUUUCAAUACAAAGCAAAGUGAAAGCUGGUGUUUGGAGGGACAGAAUUAAGAGAAGUCACUGACACUGAUUUGAAGGGAUGGAUGCUUGACAUGCUUUUGAGAUUUCACUGUCCUUUCGAAAUAUCAGUGUUUGGUUACUAAGGCAAAAACAUCAAAAUCCCAAUUGUCCUGUCUCUCUACAAGUAGAGUUUUGUUUGAGAAGAUGAGUACAUGCUGUAUCCUGGGAAUCUGUCACCUACUGAGGCUUUAAAGCAAUGUGAAGUCAAACUUUACCACUGACAGUUUCGUUUUUAUUGUUGUAUUUGGAAGAAAAUUUGAGUUAAAAGAUUUUAGAAGUGUGUGGUAGUCAAAGUUAACAUUCAAGGAUAAGGAAAAUUUCUCAGAUUGAUUAGAAAGAAAGAAUGGGAGAAGAGAGAACUGAGAUGUACAGAACCAUUCAGAGGAGGAUUGUGGAAUGUAUAUUGGAUAUAUCUCACUUUUUUCAGUGAGACUCCUGGAUUAAAUUAUUUUUCUUGUUACUUUGUGACUGUCCCAAUGUGUAGUCUUGGCAGCUGACUUGGCUCUCAAUACAUUGCCCAAGGUGGCCUCGAACUUACAGCAAUCUUGUCAUAACCCUACAGUGUUGAGAUCAGUAAUUACCACCGUGCACAGUUCUGAACUAAAUGAUUUUAAAAUCAUUUGGUAUCCAUCACCACCUGAGAUUUAGAGAUUGUUUAUGUGUAUACUCUGCGUUUACUCCAGUUGAUGCCAGUAUCCAGCAAGCUGAGUUUGCCCUCACUGUAGUAAACCUUGUCCAGCUGCUUUUUUGAAUCCUUUUCAAAAUGUACUCAGCUGAAUUACAACUUCGUGCACUUGAGCAGUUCCCAGUAACCAUUGCCAGUGGAAGGAAUGAAUCUUUCUCAUCCCAGUCAUCAGUGGAAACCCUAUCAUUAAUGAGCAAACUGGAAACAAAACCUGAUCUUUUUGGCAUUCACUCCCACCCGUGACCAAAGACUUGACCACUCAAAAGUCCAGCUCCCUGUAACUACUAGACAUGGACACCGGUGUGAUUGAAGGUGGAUUAAAUGUCACUCUUACUAUCAGGCUACUUAUGCAUGGAAAGGAAGUUGGCAGUAUCAUCGGAAAGAAAGGAGAAUCUGUUAAGAAGAUGCGCGAGGAGAGUGGUGCACGUAUCAACAUCUCAGAAGGGAAUUGUCCUGAGAGAAUUAUCACUUUGGCUGGACCGACUAAUGCCAUCUUCAAAGCCUUUGCUAUGAUCAUUGAUAAACUGGAAGAGGACAUAAGCAGCUCUAUGACCAAUAGCACAGCUGCCAGCAGACCCCCAGUCACCUUACGGCUCGUGGUUCCCGCUAGUCAGUGUGGCUCUCUGAUUGGGAAAGGUGGUUGCAAGAUCAAGGAAAUAAGAGAGAGUACAGGGGCUCAGGUCCAGGUGGCAGGGGAUAUGCUCCCCAACUCCACUGAGCGGGCAAUCACUAUUGCUGGCAUUCCGCAAUCCAUCAUUGAGUGUGUCAAACAGAUCUGCGUGGUCAUGUUGGAGACUCUCUCCCAGUCCCCCCCGAAGGGCGUGACCAUCCCGUACCGGCCCAAGCCCUCGAGUUCUCCAGUCAUCUUUGCAGGUGGUCAGGACAGGUACAGCACAGGCAGCGACAGUGCGAGCUUUCCCCACACCACCCCGUCCAUGUGCCUCAACCCUGACCUGGAGGGACCACCUCUAGAGGCCUAUACCAUUCAAGGACAGUAUGCCAUUCCACAGCCAGAUUUGACCAAGCUGCACCAGUUGGCAAUGCAACAGUCUCAUUUUCCCAUGACCCAUGGCAACACUGGAUUCAGUGCAGGUUUGGAUGCAUCUGCUCAAACUACUUCUCAUGAACUCACCAUUCCAAAUGAUUUGAUUGGCUGCAUAAUUGGGCGUCAGGGCGCCAAAAUCAAUGAGAUCCGUCAGAUGUCUGGGGCGCAGAUCAAAAUUGCAAACCCAGUGGAAGGAUCUACUGAUAGGCAGGUCACCAUCACUGGGUCUGCUGCCAGCAUCAGCCUGGCUCAGUAUCUAAUCAAUGUCAGGCUUUCCUCGGAGACAGGUGGCAUGGGGAGCAGCUAGAACAGUGCAGAUUCACCCAUAAUCCCUUUCUGCUGUUCACCACCACCCAUGAUCCAUCUGUGUAGUUUCUGAACAGUCAGCGAUUCCAGGUUUUAAAUAGUUUGUAAAUUUUCAGUUUCUACACACUUUAUCAUCCACUCGUGAUUUUUUAAUUAAAAGCGUUUUAAUUCUUUCUCUGUUCAGCAGUUACGCUGAGAUAUCCAUAUUUAGUUUUAUAAGCUUCUCCCCCCUUUUCCUUUUUUUGGGGUUUUUUUGGCUCAUGAAUUUUUGUUUGUCAUGGAGAUGUAAGAGUGGAAUAUUAAUACAUUUCAGUUUAGUUCUGUAAUGUCAGGAAUUUUUCAAAAAAAAAUUAAAAGAUGGACUGGAGCUUUUUCUUUGUGAAUAGAAACUGGAUGCCACAGUGACUUAUGUGGGUGUUAUUCCUGUCUUGAUGUUAUUUUUAUACCUUUAAACCUUCACAGAGCCCUGGCUGGGUUUGAAUAGAAUUAAGAUUUUCUUCUGUUUUACCACUCCA